CAACAUACCUGGUCCAGAAGGGCUACGCACCUGCAACAAUGAAAAACAUGUUGACCAACGUGACUAUGUUUUUCAAGCACAUUGAAAAGUCCUUCCUGAGUAAAGGCAAGCUCAAACAGAAUGAAUUAAAAACAAUUCUGCACGAGUUGAAGAGGAUCCAGGCUGAGAUUCAAAGACUACGGGUUCAUUCUCGGCAAAAGCGGUUGUGUCGUAAAACAGAUGAUCAGCUUCAUGCAGUUCAGCAAAGUGCUUUCAUGACAGCUGCCAGGGAAAACAUUCCUAAAUUGUUUGAACAACUGGAGAGCAGUGGAAAUCAGAAGAAUGAGCAUUCUAAGCUAAUGGGCUACAUCAUGGGCUACCUGUGCACCCUCACCGGACACAGAUCGGUUGUCCUCACCAACAUGACAAAGGAAAAUGUGGUCAACUUUGUCUGUUGGAAUCAUGGCAAGAGAUUCCAAGUUCUGAUUGACGACCAGAAAACCAUGCAGUCAUUUGGUCAGGCUGCAUUCAACCUAAAUGAGGAGGAAUUUAGGUGGCUGGAAAACCUUGUCAACUCCAAGUGCUGUCCCCAAGGUCAGACCAGUGAUUAUGUUUUCCACACAACAUUUGGAAAAAAGAUCGCUAAGGCCGAGAACUUCCUUCAUCUGGCUUGGGCAGACUGUGGAAUGAAGGGCACAUUCAUCUUUCCCAAGAUCGAGAGCAGUCUUUCUACUCAAAACAGCCUUCCUCCUGCUCCUCCUCACACGUCCAGGAGGGAAUUGGAUUUCUUAAGUGAAGAAUCUGCAGUCUCAAAAAUACAUGUCUACACACCUUCAAAGUGUUUUUGUGUUAUUGAGAAGUUGCGGCCAGCAGUUGCUGACUAUUAUCUCAUCAAAGCAAAUCUUUCCAAUGCCCUGCCGAGGCAAGCACCCCUUGCCGACCCAAAGAACAUACCUGCGCACCUGGCUGAGCAGAGCACCAGGUUCCAAGCAGCACAGAAAGUUCAGGAGGAACCAAAUAGAGCCCCUGAGCCCCUCACUGCCAAGACCACAGAUGAGUACCCAACUGAGCAGGUCCCAGGGAAAGUGUCAGCACCCCUGAGCCUCGUGCAGCAGACUCCCAACUGCAUGCUAGAAACACAAGAGAAGGAUGAACAAAGCCCUUCGAGACAGGACCCAGGGUGUGUUCCAGAUCCUAUGAUCCAGGAGACAACAGAGUUGAUACCAGAAACACCUGAAGACCAGAUGCCACAAACCCAAGCAGAGGAGGUUCAGAAGCCCUAGCCAGGCAGGACCCUGGCAUGUGCUCAAAAACCCAUCAUGCAGGUGACACAGGAGUUGAUACCAAGAACGCCAUCAGAGGAGGUGUUUAGGGCAUGUUCCUUGUUACAAGAAAGUAAAACACAGUGCCCCAAAGAUGUGAUUAGCUCUGGUUGGGAAUAAUCAUGUUUAAGAGUUUUAGAGUAAUAUGUUCAUUUAUCUUUAAAAGGAGAAAGAAUGCUGACGCUUUGAUUUAUUUAAUUUUUUUGUUUAUAAUUUACAGUUUCUCUUUUUGUUAAAUUGCAAGUUGGUCUAGGUAGUCUGUUACACACACACUUGCUCACACGCACAAGCACACAGGUGCACAUGCACAGACAUGCACACACACAUUUUUACUUUUAAUUAUAAUGUAAAUUUUACUUAAAAAAUAUAUCUCAGCAGAAUUAUUCAAGUAAAUUUUUCCAAGACCAGUCUACAUGCUUGUGUUUGCCUCUUAUUUGAGCCUUUUCUUUAUAGUUGUUCUGCUCAUUCUCACUCUCAAGUAAAUGUAAUGAUGAGUUGUCAAGACCCUCUGCUCUUUAAAUUGUUAUAUAUUGGAAUAGUCAUAGAUGAGCAACUGAAAGUACUUCAAAGUCUAAUAUGUAAAGGAUUAAGGGAGAGAGCAGGCUGAUUCCAAGUACCAACAGACACUUGUAGAUGCUGUAUAACUCUAGCUACAAGUAAUGAUGAGUUGUUGAUAAACCAAAUAAUUCAAAAUUCUCAUUUUAUGAAUUAGAUGAAUGACAUUGUGGAUGUAUUUCAAUGGCUGUUGUUUCAAAGUCAGAUUGACCUAAUGAGCUUAUUUACAGUACCCAUGGAAGCUUGUAGAUGUUUGCAUCAACAACAGGUGACUGCAACACUCUAGGGUUAUACAAUUUGUAGUUAUUCAAGGAUGAAAAAUGUUCAUAUUCUCAUCUAUUGAGUUAUCCAUUUUUCCAAAAGUGGAAUAACUUCAAAAGUUGACAUUUUAAACACAGAUGGAGAAAGCAGUCUGAUUCCAAUUACCAAAGGAAGCCUGUAGAUUGCUGUUUCAAUAACAGGUGGCAGCAUCACUCCAAGUGAAAGUAUCGACGAGUUAUUGAGGAACCAAAUGAUUCCAGAUUCUCAUCUAUUAAGUGAGCCAUAGAUUCAAAUCUGGAAUCAUUUUGAAAGCCUAUAUUUAGGCUGAGUACCACUGGAAGCUUUUAGAGUGCUUUAUCACACACAGGUGAGUACACCACUCUAGGUAAAUGUGUUGAUGACUUAGUAAGGCACCUAAUGAUUCCAGAUUUAAAUCUAUUGAAUGCACUAAAUAUGCAAAUCUGGAAAUAAAUUAAAAGCUAGCAAUGUAAAGACAGAGGGUGAGAGUGGUCUGAAGAACCUAAAAAGUAAAUUCCCACAUGGUGUCUGCACAAAUCAGGGCAACAUUUAAGACCAUCUGUUCUUAACUUUCAUACUGAGAAUAUUGAUUUGCCUUUGUGGUCACAGCAAAAGGUUUGGACACAUUUCAGCCCAUAUGGAGUUUUCUAGCACCAGCACUGUGAGUUAAUUUUUCCCAUUCCAUAGAUUUAUGCACAGGAUGUGAAUUGGGGAAUCAGAAUAGGAAUCAGAAUCGGCUUUAUUGCAAGGUAUGUGUACACAUAUGAGGAAUUUGACUAUGGAUUUUACAAUGCUCACCAUGUGUUUACUUAUAAAAUAAUAAAAUAAGACAGGCUAUAGCGGAGACAACGCAAAUAUACACACAAUAAACAAACACAGUCAUGACAUUUGCCUGCGUUCAAAGUUCAAAUUGAAGGUUGUAGACUGUUGCAUCCAGGACAGGUAGAUGCAUCACUGUAGUGAAAUUUGAUGAUGAUUAAUAAGGGCACAAAAAAUUCAAAAUUCUCAAUUGCAAAAGAUGGAUGACAUCUUGGGUGCACUUCAAAAAAACGGAAUGGAAUUGGUUGAUUUCACGUACCAAUAAAAGCUUAAACACUGCUUGAUGACAUAGAUUCAUGGGAAAUGGUCCACUAGAAAAGCCUGGAAUUAACAUUGUAAAAUAAUUAUUUAAAACUCAUACAGAAUGUGCAGGUGUUGUGUAUUUAAUAUUUUAGUAACCAUUAACAUGAAACAUAAAACCAGUUCACAAUUUUCUACUUCCUUUGUCACAGUAAGUAGAAAAAAUAAAAAAUGAAACUAGUUUCCAUGUUUAAAUUUAAUCAACAAUGUUCUUACCUUCCGUGAUUCAAUCUAUAGUAUAAUGAAUGCAUGUAGAUGAAAACAUGGACUUCCUCUGUCAACAGGAAGUAGAAGCUGCAGCAGGAGCACGGACCGCAUGUUCAACCAGAUUCAGCAAUUACUGAAUAGAAAUGGAGCCCCUCACUGCCAAGACCAAAGAUAGUGUGUCAGCGCCCCCAACUGAGCAGGUCCCAGGGAAAGAGUCAGAACCCGUGAACCUCCUGCAGCAGACUCCCAACCGGAUGCCACAAAUGCAAGAUAAGGCUGAACAAACCCCACCGGGACUGGAGCCAGGAUAUUUUCCAAUUCCUACGAUCCAGGAGACACCAGAGUUGGUACCAGAAACACCAAAAGACCAGAUGCCAAGCAGAGGAGGUGAAGAAGCCCUAGCCAGGCCGGACUUGGCAUGUGCUCAAAAACCCAUGAUGCAGGUGGAACCAGGAGUUUGUGCCACAAACCGCAUCAGAAGAGGUGUUUAGGGUUUGUUCAUGUCCCUUGUUACAGGACAGUAAAAAACAGUGCCCGAAGGAUGUGAUUAGCUCUGGUUGGGAAUAAUCAUGUUUAAGAGUUUUGAGUAAUAUGUUCUUUUAUCUUUAAAAGGAGAAAGAAUGCUGACGCUUUGAUUUGUUUGAUUUGAUUUUUAUGUUUGUAAUUUUAGUCUUUUCGUUACAUAGUCGUUCACACACACAUGCUCAUACAUACACACACAAGCACACAGGUGCACAUGCACAGACAUGCACACAUAAGUUUUGACUUUUUUUAAAUAAUGCAAUAAUAAUGUAAAUUUAACCUAAAAACAUAUCUCAGCAGAAUUUAAUUUGCAGGUGGACCCAGGAGUUUAUGCCACGAACCCCAUCAGAAGAGGGGUUCAGGGUUUGUUCAUGUCCCUUGUUACAGGACAGUAAAAAACAGUGCCCGAAGGAUGUGAUUAGCUCUGGUUGGGAAUAAUCAUGUUUAAGAGUUUUGAGUAAUAUGUUUGUUUAUCUUUAAAAGGAGAAAAAACGCUGACGCUUUGAUUUGUUUGAUUUGAUUUUUAUGUUUGUAAUUUUAGUCUUUUUGUUACAUAGUCGUGCUCAUACAUACACACACAUAAGUUUUGACUUUUUUUAUAAUGCAAUAAUGUAAAUUUCUCAGCAGAUCUCAGCAGAAUUUAAUUUAAUAAAUUUUACAGACCAGUCAA
Micropterus salmoides (largemouth bass) is the source of this 4653-nucleotide messenger RNA. RefSeq lists its product as uncharacterized. Bases 39 to 1262 code for a protein of 407 amino acids. The transcript is spliced from 6 exons. NCBI's taxonomy places the organism in Eukaryota, Metazoa, Chordata, Actinopteri, Centrarchiformes, Centrarchidae. The record is from RefSeq and is a predicted model, not a curated record.